AUACAUAAUAACUUAUAUAUAUAUAUAGAAGACAGAGGGCAAAGAAGAGACAUUAUCAGAAACAGAGUUCUUCUUUUGUCUCUAAUUGGUCUCUCUUUUUUCCGCGAGUAAAAAGAUAACAGCGUUCCACGAAACCUCUUUACAUCGUAUAUAGUGUAGCGUUCAUGGCUUUAUCUCUUGGGUACUUACAAAGAGGCAACAGUUUCAAGAAAGAUUCGCAAGAGUGCGAAACACCGAGACUUCUGAAAAGCCCAGUAAAAAUGUAUCUGGAGAAGACUUUAUCGUUCAAAGAUUUGGUCGAGAAGGGGAACAAAUACAAAGAUGAGAAUUUUGGGGUCAAAACGAGAAAAUGUGUAAACCUGAAGGGUCCUAAACCAGAUAACAUGGUUCUUGAGAGGAGUCUCUCGUUCACAACUCUAGUCCAGGUAGAGCACAAGGAAGAAGAAGCAGUCUCGUCUCCAAAACGUAGGAACUGGGGCAAAAUGGGAAUCUCAGGGAGUUUAACGGCGUUAAGUUUACCACAACCCCCACCGUUUUGGUCUCCGAGACCAUCAACCGAGCUUGACGCUGCCGCUGUUACGUUACAAAAGGUUUACAAGAGUUACCGAACGCGUCGAAAUCUCGCUGACUGUGCAGUAGUUGUUGAAGAAUUAUGGUGGAAAGAAUUGAAAUUGGCAUCGUUAAAACCGAACCGAACCAACCAGACGGCUGUGUCUAGGUGGGCAAGAGCUGGAACAAAAGCAGCAAAGGUAGGGAAAGGCUUGUUGAAAGAUGAUAAAGCCCAGAAACUAGCUUUGCGACAUUGGUUAGAAGCUAUUGAUCCACGUCAUCGGUACGGGCAUAACUUACACUUAUACUACGAUGUUUGGUCAGUAAGCGAGAGUAGUCAGCCAUUUUUCUUCUGGUUAGACAUUGGAGAGGGCAGGCAAGUGAAUCUCACCAAUUGUCCAAGAACUCUUCUUCAACGACAAUGCAUCACUUACCUUGGUCCGAAAGAGAGACAAGCAUACGAAGUUGUAGUGGAAGGAGGGAAACUAGUCUACCGACAAAACAAGAACCUCGUUGAGACCAUCGAAGGAACAAAGUGGAUCUUCGUGUUAAGCACGACAAGAAAACUAUACAUUGGUCAGAAGGAAAAAGGUCGGUUUCAACAUUCGAGUUUUCUCUCCGGUGCCGCCAUUACUGCCGCCGGUAGAAUUGUUUCACACGGCGGAGUUGUAGAAGCUGUGUGGUCAUACAGUGGUCAUUAUCGCCCGACGGAAGAGAAUUUUCAAGAAUUUAUUGGGUUCUUAAAAGAAAACAAUGUGGAUCUUACUAACGUCAAGUUGAAUCCUAUUGACGAUGAUAAGUAUAUUGUCUCUAAUGAUGGAAGCACUAAACCGUCAAAAUCUGACGGUCAAGAUGAAACCACGGUCGUUCCGGUUGAACCGCCGGUACAGGAUUCCAGAGAACAAAAACGUUUUAUGUGCAAAUGGAGUACCGGAAAUGGGCCUAGAAUCGGGUGUGUGCGAGACUACCCUAUGGAUUUGCAGAUCCGGGCGCUUGAACAAGUCAACCUUUCUCCUCGUGUGGUCAACGGAAAGAUGGGAUUAUUUGGUCCAAUACCUUCGCCAAGGCCCAGUCCAAAGAUUCGUGUCUCUCCUAGACUAAUUUGCAUGGGUCUUCCAAGUCCGAGAAACUAAUUUCUCAUUUCUUUUUCCUGAUCUGAUCAUUCAAUGUUCUUUUUGUCACCUCUGAUCCUUGGGUGAUUCUUUAACAUGGGUACAACUUGUACUCAUUUCAAAUAAUUUAACUUUACAUCACUUUUAAGGUUGUAAUAACCUUUUAUUUACAUUGUAACACCGUUUCAAAAUCAUUAUUUUAUUUAAGAAUUAAUAA
This is a messenger RNA of Raphanus sativus (radish), 1878 nucleotides long. RefSeq names its product IQ domain-containing protein IQM5. The record is from RefSeq and is a predicted model, not a curated record. The transcript has 8 exons. NCBI's taxonomy places the organism in Eukaryota, Viridiplantae, Streptophyta, Magnoliopsida, Brassicales, Brassicaceae. Bases 165 to 1682 code for a protein of 505 amino acids.